AUGGAGGACCCCAAGACUCUGUCAGAUUCAUCAAUGGUGGAAAGCGUGGUAGCAUCCAACUCGACACCCGACCUGGCCGAGUUCAAGGAGUCGGAAGGAUACGUAGCCACGGUCGACACUGAACACCGUGGAAAUCUCAAGACUGCCAAAGAUGGACAUACUAUUCUGAUUCCUCAACCCUCAGAGGACCCCAAUGACCCUCUCAACUGGAGUCCAGUUAAGAAACAUGUCAUACUGUUCAUCAUUAGCUUUGCAGCGUUUCUUCCUGACUAUGGAAGUGCAACUGGUGCUGUGACUCUCAUCCCCCAGAGUUUGGGAUAUGAGCCCAGACACAGUCAAUCACUCACAAGUAGGAAACGUCUUCAUGCUUGGCGCGGGCGGUAUUUUCGUGGUAGCUCUCUCAGCAUGGGCAGGCCGUCUACCCAUAUUGUUUUAUUUUCUAGUUCUGGCUACAGCAACAGCAGCAUGGUCACCGUCUCUCAAGGUGGUGGUCUAAUGUUCAUCUUCGACAUGUUCUUCUUCCACGAACGUGCCCGCAAAAUUAAUAUCUGGGCUGCCUUCAUCAUUCUGUCUCCUUAUAUGGGACCGUUGCUGGCUACUGCGCUUGCACUCAUCCUUACAGUUCUCUUUGUACAAGAAUCGUAUUACGAUCGCCGUAUUGCGCCGGCGAGCCAGCCGCCUAGAGGCUCACGCAUUGCCAGGUUGACGGGUGUCGCUCAAUAUAAGUCUCGCCAUCUUCGAAACAGCUUUGGUCAAGCUUGCAUGCGGCCAAUUCGAGUCAUUCUGAAGCCAACCGUCUUUUUGUCUUCGCUUUACUACUUGCUGACCUUUGCAUGGGUUGUCGGCAUCAAUACUACUCUCUCAAUCUUUCUGACACCUCUAUACAACUUUGGUCCUAAGCAAAUAGGUUUCUUCUACUUUACACCCAUUGUCGCUGCCCUUCUGGGUGAAAUAACAGGUCACUGGCUGCACGAUGGUAUUGCCCGGCAGUACAUCAAGUCGCACAACGGUCACUUUGAGCCAGAGAUCAGACUGCGCGCUAUGUGGUUCAGCACACCGUUCAUGCUUGCCGGUCUAGUGGGAUUGGGAUUCGCUCUCGAGGACGCAUACCACUACAUGGUGACCGCCGUAUUCUGGGGCUUAUAUGUCUUUGGGAUCAUGGUGUCCACGGUGGCGCUAAACGCGUACAACCUUGACAGUUAUCCCGAGGCGUCGGGUGAGGUAUCUGCCUGGAUCAACUUUGCACGAAGUGAGUUAGCCCUUCCAUUAAAGUUACCAUGUGUUUUGGCUAAUACUUUGUAG
Pochonia chlamydosporia 170 is the source of this 1302-nucleotide messenger RNA. Its product is annotated as MFS transporter. The record is from RefSeq and is a predicted model, not a curated record. Lineage: Eukaryota; Fungi; Ascomycota; Sordariomycetes; Hypocreales; Clavicipitaceae. Gene Ontology annotation, biological process: transmembrane transport. The coding region runs from base 1 to 1302 and encodes 433 amino acids. Gene Ontology annotation, molecular function: transmembrane transporter activity. The transcript is spliced from 4 exons.